Dunckerocampus dactyliophorus (ringed pipefish) is the source of this 590-nucleotide messenger RNA. RefSeq lists its product as uncharacterized. NCBI's taxonomy places the organism in Eukaryota, Metazoa, Chordata, Actinopteri, Syngnathiformes, Syngnathidae. The record is from RefSeq and is a predicted model, not a curated record. The coding region runs from base 40 to 438 and encodes 132 amino acids. The transcript has 2 exons.
GACACAGGAGGUGAGAAACAAGACACCAAGAACACAGCCAUGGCCUCCAAUCUGUCCCUUCUGCUUCUGGUGCUGGGCUAUCUGACUGUGGCUCAGGCCCAGAUCAGGCUGUAUAACCUGCGUGCCAGCAAUCUCCCCGCUGACAUUUUGGGGACCACGGAUGGCUAUGUCAAGGUGUUUUGUGGCCCCGCCUCUUUGGGUAAAACAGCAGUGCGUAAUAACAAUGUUAAUCCUUGGUGGACGGAGGAGUUCUCCUACUUCAAGGCCCAGGAAAAUGAUGUGUUGAGGCUCGAGGUUUACGACAGAGAUGUUCUCUUUGACGAUCUGCUGGGAGUGUGCCAGAGACAGCUCCGACCUGGAACACACGAGCAUGACUGCUUCCUGAAGAAAGGUGGAACCCUCCAUUAUGCCUACACCCUCAGCACCAGCCAUCAAUAAGCAUCUAGUCCUAAUCAUGUUCCCCUUUUGCCCUUCCUGAGUGCCUUGGAAAAAUGUUACACUAUUCAGUUCUCAUUUUACAGGACAAACUAUUUGCAUCUGUAAGAACAAAUACAACAUAAUGUUGUCAAAGGGAAAUAAAAUCAGUUCCA